Messenger RNA from Anopheles coluzzii, 614 nucleotides. RefSeq lists its product as uncharacterized. Gene Ontology annotation, molecular function: RNA binding. The transcript is spliced from 2 exons. Gene Ontology annotation, biological process: mitochondrial translation. Gene Ontology annotation, cellular component: nucleoplasm; mitochondrion; mitochondrial ribosome. Lineage: Eukaryota; Metazoa; Arthropoda; Insecta; Diptera; Culicidae. The coding region runs from base 148 to 510 and encodes 120 amino acids. The record is from RefSeq and is a predicted model, not a curated record.
GGCAACCGCAUGAAGAGCUGUCAAAUUAUCUAACACGGUGUUUGUUUACAAUUUUUCUCCGGCACAAAAGUUGCUCCGGCUGUGUUGCGUUCGUUUUGCCCGGUUCGCCAGCUCACCCAAGACACACACACCAACCAAGCCGCCAAGAUGCGUAUGGCCAGCGUAUUGCUGCGUACACGCAAACCACAGAACGAAGCGGACGUCCCGUUUCAGGAGGUGCUGCCGCUGAAGCUGAAAAACCAUGUGAGCGGCAAAACGGACAAAACGAGCGAUGUCGCCUGCCUGCAGGAGAUGGCGGUGAUGUUUUCCUGCCUGAAGACGAACGACUUCAACGAGAGCCUGUGCGCGAAGGAGGUGGGCAACUUCCAGCGGUGCUACAAAGUGUACCUCGACAAGAAAACGGCCAAAAAGGAAACGUCCAGCAAGGGUGUGCUGGUGGCGGGGAAGGACCUCAACUACAAGCAGCUAAACAAGGUGCUGAAAAAGUAUCCCACAUCGGCACAGAAUUAGCAAGUUGGUGGAGUGGUGUGUUGGUGGAUAGAGGAGCAUUUGUUGGUUGUUCGGGAAGUUCAGUUUUAAGCAUCCGGUAGUGUAAUAAAACACAUUUAAAAGGA